Molecule: messenger RNA, 2205 nt
Organism: Pelagomonas calceolata
Lineage: Eukaryota; Pelagophyceae; Pelagomonadales; Pelagomonadaceae
Source: the annotation of a GenBank genome assembly
CAACGCAAAAUGAUCCUCACAACCUGCGCCGCCUGCGCCGCCCCACUGGCCUACGACGCGCCGCGAUGUGUGCGCUGUAAGGUCAGGUAUUUACAUUUGCUUGGGUCAGCUUCUUGGGAGGUCGAAACCCCUAUCGCCAGCUUAAGACCCACCCUCUGGUUCGCACCGUGCCCGUCCUCCGGAGAGCGGCUAGGCGGUCCCCCUCAAGAGCACCCCAAAAGAGGAAUUUAAUACAGCACCACGGCCAGCCCCGGCGGGAGAAAGGAAGUUCAAAACACCGGAAAGAACCUGAGAGGGGCAGCGUCGCAACCUGGUCCUGCGCGCGCGGGGUUGGGGAGGGGCUGGUGGGUGAGAGCGCGUUGGCCAUGGCAACCCGAAUUUUGUGCUUUUGGAAAAAUUUUUGUCGCCUUCGGCAUAUAAGUCCCGGACGUAACACGUUCUCCGGUCCCUGAGGAACUAGAACAACGAAUCCGCCACGAGAACCUUUGAAGAUGAACUUGUUCAGGACGGCAGGAAAUGGCGGCGCGGCGCGUCUGACAACGUCUCGCAUUCGAAACUUGCUCCGCAAGCCCAAACGGCAAGCGGCGUCCGACCUCCAGCCAUACGCCUGGGCGAAGCUGACAACGUCCCUCUUUCGCGACUUGCUCCGAAGGUCCAUAUGACCGACGGCGUCCGCAUAUCUCAGCCCAAACCAUCCCUAAGAGCGCGGAGCACGGACGGCAGCAACGGAGCACGGACGGCAGCAAACGGGGUGUAAACGACGAAGAAGAAAUCAGAGCAGCAGCAUUAGAAUCACAGGCUUCGAACGUGGCGGAACCACCAGGCUGGGAGCCCGGGUAUGCGCGUCGUUCGUCGCCAAGAGCGUCCAGAUAUUUACAUUUGCUUGGGUCAGCUUCUUGGGAGGUCGAAACCCCUAUCGCCAGCUUAAGACCCACCCUCUGGUUCGCACCGUGCCCGUCCUCCGGAGAGCGGCUAGGCGGUCCCCCUCAAGAGCACCCCAAAAGAGGAAUUUAAUACAGCACCACGGCCAGCCCCGGCGGGAGAAAGGAAGUUCAAAACACCGGAAAGAACCUGAGAGGGGCAGCGUCGCAACCUGGUCCUGCGCGCGCGGGGUUGGGGAGGGGCUGGUGGGUGAGAGCGCGUUGGCCAUGGCAACCCGAAUUUUGUGCUUUUGGAAAAAUGGUCAGGUAUUGUGACUCGACGUGCCAACAUGACCACUGGCGCCGCGGCCACAAGCAGAUGUGUAAGAAAAUACACCGCGGCGGCAACGCAGAACAGUAUAAUGCCGACAAAAAAUACAAGGAGGCCGUCGCGGUCGCGGUCGAGAAAUGCGCGGCGGACACAAAAGGUCAGACGUGCUACAUCUGCACGCAGGCCCUGCAUUGGAAGACGAAGGAGGGCCUCGUGCGCAUGUGUGCGUGCCGCGGGACGGCGGGGUUCGCGCAUGUUUCUUGUCUGGCGGAGCAGGCGAAGAUUUUGGUCGCGGAGGCGGAAGAGAACAAUUUGGGCAACAAGACGUUUGAUGAGAGGUGGGCGCGGUGGUACGCGUGCAGCCUGUGCGAGCAAUGGUACCACGGCGUCGUGGCGUGUGCGCUCGGGUGGGCGUGCUGGAAGACGUACGUGGGCCGGCCGGAGGAGCACAGGCGGAUCAUGGCGAUGAGCAUGCUCGGGACCGGUUUAUCCCAGGUAGAAAACUACGAGGACGCGUUGUCCGUGCGGGAGGCUACUUUGUCUAUGAUGCGGCGUGUCGGCGCAUCAGAAGAGUACAUCCUCGCAGCGCAGUGUAAUCUUGCGAACUCGUAUCUAGAACUUGGACGGAACGAGGAUUCUUUAAUUAUGCGGCAGGAAAUAUACUCUGGAAAUUUGAAGCUCUACGGAGAAGAACAUAGAUCGACCAUCCUAGCAGCCAACAACUACGCGGAGUCCCUUCGUUUGCUGAAGCGCUUCGGAGAAGCCAAGCCACUGCUGCGCAGAACAAUACCCGUGAUACGACGCGUUCUUGGAGAGGAUAACGACCUCACGUUCAAGAUGAGGUGGAGUUACGCGGAGACGCUCUUCCGGGACGACAACGCCACGCUCGGCGAUCUCCGCGAGGCCGUGGAAACGCUAGAGGAGGCAGCACGAACCGCGCGGCGCGUGCUCGGCGGAGCGCAUCCGGUCACGGAAGGGAUUGAAAAGUCCCUACGAGACGCCCGAGCCGCGCUC